AUGGCGGAGGAGCUGCAACCAGCCGAGCACGGGUGAGUGGAUUUUAAUAUACUUUUUACGAAGUUAUUAUGAUGAGCUAUUCUAAACCGUUCCAAAUCCACAAUUUACAGACUAUUUAAGGAAUGAUUGGCUACCCCGUUGCGCGAUAUGCCUCAUCGUUAAUGACUGAUGUAAACGUUCUUUUUUUUAAAAGCCCAAUUACUUGAUUUUAGUAGGCCCGACUAGAAUUCAAAUGCAUAGCCAUAUAGCGCCUCUUCCAUGAAAUCUUUGAAUUCACUAAAAUAUGUCCGAUUUUGGGACAAAAUGAUGCAUGUUAUUUUAUUUUUAUUAAAUGAUCUACCUUGACAAAUGGAAAUAUUCCUUCCUGUGAACUUGGUGCCGCUACGUCACGUGGACCUUUGAAUGUACAGUAUUUAUUACAGAAUGACAUCGCUCAGUGGAGAUAAGAUUAUUCGACCGUGGAUAUGUCUGUCACUACCAAGACACAGACACACAACCACCAGGCAUUGUAGCCAGCCACAUAACUUUGUGACAUUACGAAUGCGUUUCAAACCUGUAGCUAAAAAUACUCUUAUCAUUGAUUCCAUAAAGGGUUUUGUUCCUUGUUACACUGAAAGGAAGACCCAAUAGAUCGUACAUUAGCCUAUCUUACUAGUCAGCCAGAGGGAGACCUUGUUGCACAUUGGUUGUAAUGUUGUUUUAAAUUAAACAUAGCUAGACUACUGUAGAUAAGGGGACGUUAUUGUAGAAGUUUGUUUAUAAGGCUGUCGUUGUUUUAGAAGUCUGACUCCGUGAUCGUUGGACGUCAAAGUUCACUGAGUCACUGGGUUUAUGAGUUUACUUCGAGAACAUCAGCAGGAUCCUUUACGCAAUGUUGUGUGUGCUGGUCCAGGUGGAUAUCCAGUUGGCUUCCAUCUUGGUGCCCCACCUCCCCUUCUCAGCUGAAGGAUGCAGAGGACAAAAUGCUCAAGGGUAAGAGUGUGUGCCUACAUCCUGUCUCCUACCCAUCAUACUUGCACAUCUUAUCUCCUCUCUCUUAUUUUGCGCUCCCUCCCUGUUCCCUCCAUCUCUCUCCUCCAUCCCUCCAUCCAUUUCUCUCGUCCAUCCAUUUCUCUCCUCAGCUGUGAAGACCCCAUUCUCCAGGCAAGAUGUCCCGAUAUCCAAUGGCAACUAUCUCUGGACCAUAGCCUUCAACGCCAAGGCACAUCCCUCCCCCCAGCCCCAGUCUCAGCCUCAUCCCACUUCUCUCCAGCCCUCUCUCCAGCCCCAUCCCCGUCCUCCGCUGGUGCUUCUCCAUGGGUUUGGGGGUGGUGUGGGUCUGUGGGCUCAGAACCUGGACUCUCUGUGUGGCAGUGGAGCAGUGUAUGCCCUGGAUCUGCUGGGUUUCGGUCGAAGCAGCAGGCCCCUGUUCAGCAUGGACCCACAGGGGGCAGAGGAGCAGUUCCUAGGGGCCCUGGAGGAGUGGAGAGACAGGGUGGGCCUGGAGGAGAUUAUCCUGCUGGGACACAACCUGGGAGGAUACCUGGCUGCUGCAUACACACUCACACACCCACACAGGUUAGAGGGAUGA
This is a messenger RNA of Coregonus sp. 'balchen', 1570 nucleotides long. Lineage: Eukaryota; Metazoa; Chordata; Actinopteri; Salmoniformes; Salmonidae. The record is from the annotation of a GenBank genome assembly.